Prunus armeniaca (apricot) is the source of this 594-nucleotide messenger RNA. Lineage: Eukaryota; Viridiplantae; Streptophyta; Magnoliopsida; Rosales; Rosaceae. The record is from the annotation of a GenBank genome assembly.
AUGGGUCUGCUACGUGUCCUGGAGAAGGGGGUUGCCCUAAUCGCUAAAUCGGUAGUCAGGGUGCCGAAGGCUACCACAGUCAAGCUCAGUUUCGCUCAUGUGUCUGGUCCUCAUAGGUUGUUCAUUUUGGCAGAUUUGGUCCCUCGUUCGAGGUACGUGCGCCGAGGAGAUGAAGUAAUGGAACGGAGCAACGCUCUGCCUUCUGCACCCUGCGUGCUGUCAGAACAUCCGCACCUUGAACGACACGUGGCGUGUCCACUCAUGCGGAACGGCGCCAUCAAUGUGCCGUUUGGUUACUUGAGGCGUACCGUUCUAAUCCCUCGCCUUAUAAAUAGGAGUGGCGCCGGGCAAGAAGUUCACUUUGCAUAUGUGAGUGAAGCGAGAGCUCUGUACAGGCGAUUUUUGACGAAACCAAUCGGCAACCCAGGCUACCUUCCUUCAUCCGCAAUUCGAGAUAAGAUGUCCGAUAGCGAGUCACCGUUCGAGAGUGAGCCCAAUGCGUUUGAUGGGGAGUCAUCGGACGAUCAGUGGGAUACGAAUAGUGAGGCCGUGAGCCUCGAUGCUGAGGGGGAGAAGAUACCGAUGUCGAAAUAA